This is a messenger RNA of Oryzias latipes (Japanese medaka), 4233 nucleotides long. RefSeq names its product solute carrier family 47 member 1 (gene slc47a1). Lineage: Eukaryota; Metazoa; Chordata; Actinopteri; Beloniformes; Adrianichthyidae. Gene Ontology annotation, cellular component: membrane. The record is from RefSeq and is a predicted model, not a curated record. Gene Ontology annotation, molecular function: xenobiotic transmembrane transporter activity; antiporter activity. Gene Ontology annotation, biological process: xenobiotic detoxification by transmembrane export across the plasma membrane.
ACCCCCCUCCCUCUUUCUGGUUUUCUGUAGCUUUUCUUUUCUCCUCUGUCCCUCCUGUCUUUUCCCUCUGACUGAAUGGAGAAGCUGGGUUCUCCGGAACCCGCACACCCUGUGCAGGGUGAUGGGCCUGUUGCGGGAGUGUCUGUUGCCAAAAUGGAAGGAGCUUUGGGGGAUGAAGUGGUUACAGCAGCCAGCUCAAAACUCUUUCAGUGUGCAUGUGUAAAACGUUGGUUACCGCCGGCCUACAGGGAAGAACUUUAUCAUAUUUUACGACUUGCAGGCCCACUGCUGCUGUCUCGGAUUCUGAAUUUCUUCAUCCCAUUUGUUGUCACCAUUUACUGUGGUCACAUGGGUAAUGUAGAACUGGCUGGAUAUGCACUUGCUUCUGUGACAAUAAACGUGACCACAACUGCAACAGGCUAUGGCCUGGCUGUGGCUUGUGAUACACUCAUUUCUCAGACUUUUGGCGGUAAGAAUUUGAAGAGAGUCGGAGUAAUACUUCAAAGAAGUUCCCUCAUCCUGCUGUUCUUUUGUCUGCCCUGUUGGGCUCUUCUGAUUAACGCUGAAAACUUACUGCUCCUCAUGAAGCAAAAUGCAGAUGUGGCCAGAAUCGCACAGCUCUAUGUGAUGAUGUUUCUGCCAGCUGUUCCAGCCAUGUUCUUGCACCAUCUCCAAGUUUCUUAUCUACAAAACCAGGGAAUUAUUCUACCUCAGAUGUACACAGCGGGAGUCGCAAAUGUUUUCAACUUGGGAGCCAACUACCUUUUAAUCUCUGUCCUUAAAUUGGGUGUCGUAGGAUCAGCGAUUGCUAACAGCCUUUCUCAGAUCGUCAUCUGUCUGCUGUUGUUUGGUUAUAUCAGAUGGAGGAAGCUUCAUGAGAAGACAUGGGGAGGCUGGACCACCAACUGUCUGCAAGACUGGGGUUCCUACAUGAAGCUGGCAACCCCUAGUGCUCUGAUGAUCUGCCUUGAAUGGUGGGUGUGGGAGAUCGGAGGGUUUCUUGCAGGUGCACUUGGGGAGAAGGAUCUUGCUGCCCAGCAUGUGUUGGUGGAAAUAGGAAGUUUAUCAUACAUGUUUCCUUUAGGUAUCAGUGCAGCAGUGUGUGUGCGUGUUGGAAAUGCUUUAGGGGCUGGAAACAUCACCAGAGCCUUUGUUGCCUGCAAGUUGGCCCUAGUUUUGGCAGGAGUGCUUUCUGUGGUCCAGGGUGUUGUCAUUGCAUGCUGUAAGCCUGUUGCUGGUAGCAUAUUUACCUCUGAUAUUGACAUUUUGGAGAUUGUGUCAAAUAAUCUUACAGUCUACAUAUUUCUUCAGUUCUUUGACUCUAUCCUGUGUGUCUCCUCAGGGAUUCUCGUAGGAUCAGGUUUGCAGAAAAUUGCUGCCUUGACCAACUUGGUUUCGUACUACUGCAUUGGGCUGCCUGUUGGAGCUGCCCUAAUGUUUGGUGCCCACCUGAGGAUAUUAGGCUUGUGGCUGGGUAUUCUAACCUGUUCGUGUAUUCAGGCAGCUUUCUUUUUGGUUGUGAUCUUCAAAAUUGACUGGAAUAAAAUCACACUCAAGGCACAGCUGCGAGCUGGAAAAACUGUCGUUUUGACAACAAUGUGUCCUGCCAGUACAGUGACUGAAGUGAUGCUGCAAGACGUUGGUGACAUCCCAGACAUGGCCCAGUUGAACAGUGAAGCAGCUCUUAAAACAGAUGGCUACGGACCUGUCAGCACUCAGGAUCAGGGCGUGACAGUGGGUCCUGAAACUGAAGAAAACAACAUCCAUGCUGGAGGGACUGAGAAGGAUCCUGAGCAGAACAAACACACGUCAAGCACAAAAUCGGAGAAGCAGCUCCCUGUCUCAGAGCUGAUCAAGCGCAGAGGAUUUACAUUAUUGAUUUUAGCUCUUAUUUUGGCCAUAGGGGUUGCCGUCCAUAUUGCCGUUCCUGCACCUGAGCCAAGUGUCAGAAGCAAUUUUACCCUAAACUGGGGCAACGGCUCCACUCCUACCCCUCGGACUUCAUUAAACCUAACCUCAUCCCUCUGAGCUAGUGGAGCCACAAUGUUCUCACAAACACUGAAUUCAAGUGUUGAACUCUUCGUAAGCAGCCUCACCGGCGGUUCUGUUGUGGAAAGGAAGAUACCUUGUUGUUGAGCUGCUGAGUGAAUGCAUGAAACACUCUAAGCAAAGUCGUCUGGCACUGACUCUGCCAUAAAGAACAAAGGUCUUACAGAAACUGUGUGGUUCAAUGUGAGAUACAUAUUAGAGCCUACAACUUGCAAAUCCUUCUCCGAGGACAUUAUGGAACCAACCGUUUUUCCAGCUUUUUAUAACCAAUACUGCUCUGGAUUUCAUUUGUGCAUUGGAUUGUGACAUCUUCUGCACCUUCCAGCAUACAGUGAAGAAAGACGUUUCCUGAUGUUUUCAAAAAAACAAAAUACAGAACAGAAUGAGCCUUUUGUGUCCUACCAAAAGCUUUUCUGGAGCAAGAAGCUGUUCAGCACAGCUUGACCUAUUUUUCAAGCUCAACAAUAUCAAUAUAAAAAACAAGAAACUGGACCAAAGCAAAAUGUAUGAAUUGAGUAUCUUGAUCUUUUUAUUACUAUAGUUAAUGAUGCUUAUUUAUACUCAAUAGUGUCUGUAUAAAUUGAAUUUUGAAAUAUGUUUAUAUAUACAAUUGUAUAAAUUCUUUGGGGCAUCAUCUACAGUUUAAAACUGUUGGUAUAAUCUUUUUUUAGACCAAAAUUGAAUUGUUAGAUGUCCUAAUGUAUUUCAGUGGUUUCCAUUUGAAACAGCAUUUUUUAAUGCUUUGCAUUUAAUCUGUUUUAGUGUUUUUUAUAGAUCACGAGUCUAAAAAAUAUAUUUUUUUUAAUUUUUAAAAAGUAACUGAAUUCUUCGGACUAUGUGGAACAUCAAGCAAAACUAAACUUUAUUCAACUAAAAGUCCGACUUAAUUCAACUCAUUUAGCAAACUGUUGCAGCACAGUACAUAUCACUCUCCAAGGUACCUGACUACAGUACCCAUAAUGCUCCAACAAUCCAUGAAGCGGUGCGGCUUGGUAAUUUACCAAAGUGGAACAUUUUAACACAUUUUAAGGGUGCAAUGUACCACCGGAUUAUUAGGUGCACUGUCUAUUAUUGCACAAAAGUCAAGGACUUUAAGUGUGCCUCGUGGUCCUAAAAAUGUGGUAAGGGUCAAUUAAGAAGAUCUGAGUUUAUUAGAGUUUGUUGGAUUUAAAAGUCUCUGGCAGUGAUGCACCAACAAUGAUAAAAUAAGCUGUCGUUUUUUUAUUUUGUAUUUAUCAUCAUUGACAUUACACCACAUGACUAUAUCUGCUGCAUUAUGAUGACUCCAUGUGGUACAGGGUGUCUUUUAUUUUAAAAGGAAGUCCUGUGUCAAAAGUUAUUAUAUUUCACAUUUAGAAAGAAAAUUCUCUUUAUUUUUUAUUUAUGCAAAAAAGAGCAAUUCUUUUAUAAUGAUCAUAAAAGUAACAGUAACAUGCAUGCAAAUCAGUGUCUAAUUUUUCAAAAGGGUGAAGUGAGACUUUGUGGCUUCCAUUGGGUUGUGACGAGAAAUCGACCAGAAUGGCUCUUUAAGUGUUGAAGCUUGCAGACUCCUGGUGUAGAUCUUUAAGCAGCUGUAUUCCAACAUGCAAUUUUCUGAUAAGCAGUAUUUUAACCAAAUGUAACAAUUCACAUGUACACCAGUAUUGAAUCAUCUACCUGGAACAUUGAUUUUUUAUGUAUAAUUAUGCAGUCAAAUGAUGUUUGAGAUGUCUAAAAACAAAAAAAUUAAAAUUAUCUUGAAUGCGAUGUUUAACAAGAAUAAUUGUUGUGAAUUCACAACCACAUGUACUGAAAUACACAGAGAGCAGGAAAACAGACUGCCCAUGAAGAAAUCAAUGGAUUUCAGUCCCACAGCUGUCAGAGAAAGCAGGGAGACAUAGGGGACUUUUAUCAUACUGCAUAGAGACACAAUCAAGGGGUGAACAUGAGCCCCUUUUAGUUACUACAGAACCGCAGAGCUCUUUAUCAUACAAUAUAGAAAGAAAAAUCUUUACAAAGCCACUUGUCACUUGUUAGUGAUGUCACAGCAUGUUACUGAUUGCAGUCCCUGGAAGCAAGGCAGCUGAGAUUGCGGUCUCUGUGAGGAGCCGACGUCUGUUGAUGAGCAAGAUGUUUCCAUGUAUGAGUCAAACCUGAUUUACAUGUUGUGUAAUGUUGAAUUAAAAUGCAAGCCUAUUGAUGCAA